Molecule: messenger RNA, 630 nt
Organism: Tribolium madens (black flour beetle)
Lineage: Eukaryota; Metazoa; Arthropoda; Insecta; Coleoptera; Tenebrionidae
Exons: 5
Coding region: 1-630 (209 amino acids)
Biological process (GO): sensory perception of smell; detection of chemical stimulus involved in sensory perception of smell
Cellular component (GO): plasma membrane
Molecular function (GO): olfactory receptor activity; odorant binding
Source: RefSeq, a predicted model, not a curated record
AUGAUUUCUCCUUGUGAAAUGACUAUUUAUUUUACAAGUCGAAUGCGAUACCAAACAACUUUAGUCUUAGACAUUUUGGAAAAUAUUAAUGAGGGUUUUGACAUUUCCGAUCCAGAUACAUUAAUUGAAAAUUCCAAGUAUCAAGAAGGAAUCAAACAAAGACUCAAAAUUUGUAUCAAACGCCAUACUGAAAUCCAAACAACUGGAAAAACACUUGUGAAUGGAUCUCAAGCAUAUACUUUUCUCAUGUCUAUUGCUGGAGUAAUAAUAGGAGUCAGUAUUAUAUUUUUUCUAUUCUCAUUUGAAGGAUCAUUCGAAAAACGAUACCCACGUUUAGUUACUUUGGUCAUAUCUGCAGGCCUUACUUUUACUCAUAUCAUCAUCGCAGGACAAUUAGUGGAAAACAUUGCGACAAAGUUUUUCGAAAUUUUACAAGCUGUCGAUUGGCAUUACUGGAAUCAACAGAACAGAAACAUUUUAAUCAUUUUCAUGCAAAACACCCAACAAGUUUUUCAGAUAAAUUUUUUAGACGACAUGGCGGUCAAUUACCAGCUAGGUAUUUCGAUAGCACAAUCUGUUUAUUCUAUGAUUUCAGUGUUGAGAUCCCUUAAAAAUCUUGACGACUCAUAA